AUGCAUUCAGGAAAUUGGUGGGAAUCGGGAUCGUUCGAAGUCAGAGGACGAGGAGAUCCAGUCGGCGUGGCGAACACAAACAGCGACCAAAAGGCUUUGAAGUGGAGUCUGUGGUGUAUUGUGUUGGGUAUUGGAGUGAUAGGUCUCCCAAUCAUCAUUGCCAAUACACUUCCAAGCUCUCUUAAGGAUCACCCCUUUCCUCCUGACUCUUACACUUUGGCUCUCCACAAGGCCAAUUUAUAUCACACAAUUACAAUGCCCAGAAAUAACAUUUGUCAUCCUACCUACAUUUCUCUUGCAACCAAGCCAGGCUUUUCCCGACACUCUAAGGCCUUUUUUAGGAUCCCCAAAUUGAGCGUGCCCAGUUGGGACAACAAGUUGCCGGUCGCCAUGCUUAUGUUGACCAGGUUUAGGAUGUUCUUGAGUCCAGGCUACCCAUACGAGGACAUGUUGCAGAUGUACCAUAAUACCACAAGUCUUACAAUGUGCUCAUAUUUUCAACCCUUCAACAUCUUCAAUUUUACUAAAUGUGGACUCAUCAUGCUCAACCAAGGAGGCCCGCAGCCUCUUCAAUGCGCAGCUAACGCCGCUUUCUUGGCAUCUCUCUACGCUGAUUACAUGGAUGCUAUCGGUGUUCCCGGUUUCUACUGCAGCUCCAAUUAUUUUUCCUUGGACCAUCUGCGCGAAUUUGCCACCUAUAUAUAUAUAUAUAUAGGAAAAAACCCCAUGAAAAUGAGCUACAUUGUGGGCUAUGGCAAGAACUUCCCAAGGCAUGUCCAUCACCGCGCAGCCUCAAUACCCAACAACAAUAAGUACUACUCGUGCACCGGCAGAUUUAAGUGGCGUGACACGUCUAACCCUAAUCCUCACAACAUCACAGGAGCUAUGGUCGGUGGCCCGGAUCAGUUUCAUCGCUUCAAAGACGCACACAGUUGUUAUAACACGGAGCCAACUUUGGCGGGCAAUGCAGGGCUGGUUGCCGCACUUGUGUCUCUCACAAAAAGUGGCGGUGCUGGUGGGAUAGACAAGAACACCAUGUUCUCCGCAAUUCCACCACUUACGCCACAAAGCCCACCACCACCACCACCACCUUGGAAGCCAUGACGUCCUUAAUUAAUACUACUUCUGAACUGAAGCCAUGUUAAUUAGA
Molecule: messenger RNA, 1150 nt
Organism: Morus notabilis
Lineage: Eukaryota; Viridiplantae; Streptophyta; Magnoliopsida; Rosales; Moraceae
Product: endoglucanase 12
Exons: 6
Coding region: 1-1104 (367 amino acids)
Biological process (GO): carbohydrate metabolic process
Molecular function (GO): hydrolase activity, hydrolyzing O-glycosyl compounds
Source: RefSeq, a predicted model, not a curated record